Messenger RNA from Acanthosepion pharaonis, 945 nucleotides. The record is from the annotation of a GenBank genome assembly. NCBI's taxonomy places the organism in Eukaryota, Metazoa, Mollusca, Cephalopoda, Sepiida, Sepiidae.
AUGCACACGUACCAACAUCUAUCUAUCUAUCUAUCUAUCUUAGUCCGUUCCUAUCUAUCUAUCUAUCUAUCUAUCUAUCUAUCUAUCUACCGACCUAAAUCAACUCACAAACAAUUCUUCUUCUUCUUCUUCUUCUUCUUCUUCUUCUUCUUCUUCUUCUUUGUCGUCGUCGUUGUUAUGCGUUGUCGUUCUUCUCCAUUGUUUGUUUUCUUCUUAUCUGAUAUUCACUUUUUUUUUCAUACUUUUAAAUCUUUCGUUUUUUGCUAUUUUUAUUCGCUCUUUCCAAAUUUCUUCUGGCCUUUUUCUUCUUUCUCUUCACCGAAAUUCCUCCGAGGUUAUUUUCCUUUGCAGAUUCUUGCUCGCCUUUUUUCGUUUCCUUCUUUUUUGGCUCAACAUCGUUCUUUCUUAUCAACUUUUUCAUCGCCAAAAUCCUCCUCCACUUUUAUCUUUCUUUCUUUCUUUCUUUCUUUCUUUCUUUCUUUCUUUCUUUUAUCUUACCUUUUUCUCAUCAAAUUUUUGUUUUUCAUAUUUUUUAUUUUUUCGCUUCCUUUUAUUUUUCAUUUUCUUGUUUCUUCUUACUUUCCAUUUCUGUUUCUUGUUCUUCUUCUUCGUCAACUUUAUCUUCUCAAUUUUUCAUCACUCACCUUCUUUCUUUGUUUCUUUCUUUUUCCCCUUCUAAAUUUUUUCUUGACAUUUUUCUUCUUCCUCUUCACUGAAUUUCCUUCAGAUUCUUCAUCGACCUCUUCUUUCUUUUUCGCUUCCUUCUUUUUUGGCUCAACAUUGUUCUUUCUUCUUAUCUUCCUUUUCUACUUCUUCUUCUUAACUUUUUCAUCACCAACAUCCUCCUCCUCUCUAUUCUCCUGCUUUCUUUCUUUCUUUCUUUCUUUCUCCACUCUAAGGAUUUUCUCCUCUGAUACUAACCUCCUUUUUUUUAUUUUUUCUUGA